UUUCGUAGCUAGGAUCCUCAGCACAAUAUUGUUUUCACUCAGCAAAAUAACACUGGUACCGAGACCUAUCCCCGAUCGUUAUUUUAGUUACGGCGUUGAGCUCCUUUCCCUUCCUAGCUUUUGAUCCAUGGAUUCUCUGGGAAAUAUGAUGGGGAAGCAACCCGUACAAGCCACGGGCACGAUGUGUGCCGUCGGCAAGCUGUACAGGCACACAGAGUCCUCAUCAUGGUCCCUUGUCCAAGACCCCGUGCUGCACCAGCAGCAGGUCUCAGGACUCGGCCAAUCCUAUGCAAUGGUCCACCGUUAUUCAAUGCAGAAGUUAGCGAACGGAACACACACAUGGACCACUCACUCUAUAGCAGUCAAUAGCGAAAAGCUCAAGGCAAUUCUAGCUCAGAUAUUCCAGGGCUACCCGGAUUGGGCACCUGCCGACAAACCAUUCACAUUCCUGCCGCCGUACAAGCCCCUCAUCCAUCGAUGGGAGAAGAUACGUGGGUUCAACGCAGCCGACGAAGGGGCUAAGAAAGAACUACACCUGUUCUGCGAGGAAGUCAAACCUCUCAUCGAAGUCGAGCUUCACGUCCUAGAAAAAACGAGGUCUACCGGUGUGAUACCGUUUGACAAGCUCUGGCUUAUCUUUGCCCCUGGUGAUCUUGUAAUUGCGGGAUGUCUCCAAGGGGCUACGUGCAUCUGCAAGCUUCUUGCUGCACCGAAACUGAUCACAUCCACGCGAGACCAGCGACGCCGGCUCAUGCGCCGUGGCAUCUUCGACUCUGACGACUCCGAGGAUGAAUCCGAUGACGAAGAUGGUUCUGAUAAACCUUUCUGGGCAAUUCAGUUUGCUCAGAUUGAUUGGAAUGGUAGCUACUGCGGCCAGAAAGUAGACCAAAUCAAAAUCCUACAGUUUGAUGAAAUAAAAGCCGUCACCGAUCUCGAUAUGUACCCGCUCUUAUUCUCCCCCGACCUUAGAGAGAAAGACAUGGCACUUGCUCGAGGAAGGAAGUUUGAAUCUCUUCGUGGGUUUCACGUGAAGAAUUGCAACGGAGCGAAAAUUAUCGAGAAGCCAACCCCGUUUGGAACGGAGUAUGUUCCUGAACCGGUGUCGGGUCGGGUUAUUGUCGAUGCACAUGCGUUCUAUCACUGCCAAGAAAAGGUACCGCCUACAUUACGUCGAGCCGCCAACCCAGAGUUGAGCGCCGAGGAAGAUGUAAAAGUUGCCUUAUCGUUAGUUAAGAAACGGAGUGGAGACGAUGAGAGACGCGAAGACUUACGGCCUAUGACCGACGAAGAAUGUAUAUUGGCUGUUCCUCGCGUAAAGGGGUUUGAUUUGAGAACUAAACAGUGGUGUUAUUUCAAUGUGGAUGAACUUCAGGAGACCAGUUGGAAUGAUGCCUCGUACGACAACCUAGUUUUACCAGUAGAUGAGAAAGAACUUCUCAUGUCAUUCGCGGACAAGGAAAGGGUUCGCGAAGCAGGUUUCGACGACUUCGUCAAGAAUAAAGGCAAGGGAGUUAUCAUACUUCUCUAUGGCCCCGCAGGUGUUGGGAAAACUCUCACAGCAGAAGGAGUUGCCGAGAAGUCUAGAGUCCCACUCUAUGUAUUGAGCGCUGGCGAACUGGGCUCAACUGCCGGCAAGGUUGAAGGCGCCCUCCAAACAGCACUCAAAUGCUGCCAAUUGUGGGGCGCGAUGCUUCUCCUUGAUGAGGCGGAUGUCUUCCUCGAAGCUCGAGGAUCGGAUAAUGUGGAGCGGAACGAGCUUGUAUCGAUUUUCCUUCGACAGCUUGAGUACUACCAGGGUCUCAUGUUUUUGACGACCAACCGAGUCAAGAAGAUCGACAAUGCGUUCCUGUCGCGAAUUGAUUUGAUACUACCUUACGACGAUCUUGAUUUGAAUACUCGGCGCGAGCUUUGGGCGAAAUUCGUUCACCGACUAAAACCUCAAGAUGUCGAUCUAAGCAAAAGCGAUAUUGAUGACUUGGCAACUACCAAGAUGAACGGAAGAGAGAUUAAGAACGUACUCAAAACUGCACUCAUUAUAGCCGCCCGCGAUAAACCCCUCCGGAAACGCCACCUCCAAACCGUGUUGAGCAUCCGCAAACGGGUUGAUUCUCUCCGACUUGAUGCAGGUGGUAUAGUUAACUAGGGACGGUCAUGAAAUCCAAUCGCCAUAAAAUGCAGCUAUUUGGGCGAGAGUUCGUAUUCGAUAUCUCAUCGUUGCUGUUGUAUCUUUCCUUUUCGUUGAGCGAUGGUUGGGAGCCCGCGAGGACACACAAGAGGGCAAUAAGUUAGCAAUCAAUGAUAGCGUAUUUAAUUGAAAACUGAUCGGGCAUCUGAAUCCCCUAAUU
Molecule: messenger RNA, 2345 nt
Organism: Hypoxylon trugodes
Lineage: Eukaryota; Fungi; Ascomycota; Sordariomycetes; Xylariales; Hypoxylaceae
Product: P-loop containing nucleoside triphosphate hydrolase protein
Exons: 6
Coding region: 128-2143 (671 amino acids)
Molecular function (GO): ATP binding; ATP hydrolysis activity
Source: RefSeq, a predicted model, not a curated record